Neolamprologus brichardi is the source of this 2637-nucleotide messenger RNA. Lineage: Eukaryota; Metazoa; Chordata; Actinopteri; Cichliformes; Cichlidae. The record is from RefSeq and is a predicted model, not a curated record.
ACCGGAAGCAAAUACGAGCCACCGUAUGAGUGUUUCCUGUGACUAGCUCCCGAUGCUACACGCGGGAAAACAGGCGAAGCUGCUGAGCACUGUCACAAGCAUCAGUCAUCGCCUGUAGCCAAAAUGGGAGACACACUGGAGUUCAACGAGAUCUACCAGGAGGUUAAAGGCUCCUGGAAUGACGGACGGCUGCGUUUCAGCAAGCAGAAUGUGGUUUAUAAGAGCAGCAAGACGGGGAAGGUGGAUAGCAUCCCUGCCAGCGAGCUCAAUUUGGCCCAGUGGAGGCGGGUGUGCUUAGGCCAUGGCAUCAAACUUGGCACUAGCACGGGACACGUCUACAAAUAUGAUGGCUUCAGGGACACGGACUUGGAGAAGAUUUCAGAGUUUUUCAAGGCCAACUACAAGGUGGAGCUGACGGAGAAGGACAUGUGUGUGAAGGGCUGGAACUGGGGAACAGCCAAGUUUUCAGGGCCACUGUUAUCCUUUGAAGUCAAUGACAACACAGCGUUUGAGAUCCCACUGUCCAACGUUUCCCAGUGUGCCACAGGGAAGAACGAAGUCACUCUGGAGUUUCACCAGAAUGACGACACAGAAGUCUCCCUUAUGGAGGUCCGAUUCUACGUCCCACCCAGUCAGUCUGAUGAACGGCAAGACCCCGUGGAGGCAUUUGCCCAGAAUGUGUUAUCUAAGGCUGAUGUGAUCCAGGCUACAGGAGACGCUGUGUGUAUCUUCAAAGAGCUGCAGUGUCUUACACCCAGAGGAAGAUAUGACAUCCGUAUCUACCCGACAUUUCUUCACCUGCACGGUAAAACGUUCGACUACAAGAUUCCCUACACCACCGUCCUCCGUCUUUUCCUGCUGCCACACAAGGAUCAGAGGCAGAUGUUCUUUGUGAUCAGUCUGGAUCCUCCUAUCAAGCAGGGUCAGACACGUUAUCACUUUCUCAUUCUGCUCUUCUCCAAGGAAGAAGAUGUUAGCCUAACCCUCAACAUGAGCGAAGAAGAUGUGGAGCGUCGUUUUGAGGGUAAACUCAGUAAGUUCAUGUCAGGAUCUCUUUAUGAGAUGGUGAGCAGGGUGAUGAAGGCCUUGGUCAACCGUAAAAUCACAGUACCUGGAAACUUCCAAGGACACUCAGGAGCCCAGUGCAUCACCUGCUCUUACAAGGCAUCCUCAGGCCUCCUCUAUCCUUUGGAAAGGGGUUUCAUCUACGUCCACAAGCCCCCUGUUCACUUGCGCUUUGAAGAGAUCUCUUGUGUCAACUUUGCCAGAGGGACCACCACAACACGUUCUUUUGACUUUGAGAUUGAGACCAAGCAAGGGAACCAGUACACUUUUAGCAGCAUUGAGAGAGAGGAGUACGGCAAACUUUUUGACUUUGUUAAUGCUAAGAAGCUCAACAUCAAGAACAGAGGUUUCAAAGAGAAGAAGGGCAUGAAGGGCAACAUUGAUGAAUACAGCGACUCAGAUGAUGACCAACACGAUGCUUACUUGGAAAGGAUGAAGGCUGAGGGCAAGAUCAGGGAGGAGGGCAACGACAGCGACGAAUCAGACGGUGAAAGUGAUGAGUCUUUCAACCCUGGAGAGGAAGAUGAAGAGAUUGCAGAAGAGUAUGACAGCAAUGCCUCAGCAAGUGACAGCAGUGAAGGAGGAGAGGAGAGCGAAGAUGAGAGUGCAAAGAAGAAAAAGGCCAAAAAAGCCAAAGUGGUGAAGGAGAAAAAAGAGAGAAAGCCACGAAAAGAGAAGAAGCAGAAGGAUGCUGGGGGACCCAAGAGACCAAUGAGUGCGUAUAUGCUUUGGCUCAACUCCAGCCGUGAGCGAAUCAAGUCGGACAACCCCGGCAUCUCCAUCACAGAGAUCUCUAAGAAGGCGGGAGAGAUGUGGAGACAGCUGAGCAAAGAUGAGAAGCAGGAAUGGGAAGCAAAGGCAGGCGAGGCGAAAAAACAGUAUGAUAAAGCAAAGAAAGAAUACAAAGAGAGCGGAGGAGCAACUUCCAGCCCCAGGAAGGAGAGUAAAAAGUCUGGAGGCAAAAAGGACGACAAGAAAAGGAAGUCUGCCGGAGCAGACAAGGACAGGGAGCGGGGAGGAAACGACAGCUUCAAGAGCCGAGAGUUCAUCGAGACCAGCGAGGAGAGUUCAUCAGACUCUGACCACAAGAGCAAGUCCAAGAGGAAGAAGGAAUCAGACGAAGAGGAAGAAGAAGAGGCGGUGUCAACACCUGCAAGCUCCGAGGAAGACUCUGACUGAAGACACACACUUUUCCACCUCGUAUACACACACACACACCAAGGACCAAGCGUUUAUACUCUCUCUGCUGAUACCACACUGACGGACAAAUUAACAGACUUGAGUUGUAUUUGCUUCUUCGUGGUUCGUUUUAUGAGUACAAACACAUUUUUGUGACUGACUCUUCAACCAUGUAAUGAUAUUUGAGUAGUUUGAUGAUGAGCUGGCAUACCUUUUGGAAAUACUGAAGGGUUUUCCAUCAAACCAGUGGGCAUAUAUGUUUUAGUUACAUAGCGCGAUGAUUGCAGGGGUUGUUAGUUAGCAGAUGCAAAAUUUAUGUACGGGAAUUUCUUUGACUUUUCCAGUGUCAUGUUUUCAGGCCAAAAUAAAUAAAUGAAUCAUUUUCAAUAAAAA